Messenger RNA from Cheilinus undulatus (humphead wrasse), 11549 nucleotides. It is a transcript of the gene crtc1b, whose product is annotated as CREB regulated transcription coactivator 1b. Gene Ontology annotation, cellular component: cytoplasm; nucleus. NCBI's taxonomy places the organism in Eukaryota, Metazoa, Chordata, Actinopteri, Labriformes, Labridae. The record is from RefSeq and is a predicted model, not a curated record. Gene Ontology annotation, molecular function: cAMP response element binding protein binding. The transcript has 14 exons. Gene Ontology annotation, biological process: positive regulation of transcription by RNA polymerase II; protein homotetramerization. Bases 15 to 1859 code for a protein of 614 amino acids.
AAGAAGAGGGAAAGAUGGCGUCCUCUAACAAUCCUCGCAAAUUUAGCGAAAAAAUCGCUUUGCAUAAUCAGAAACAGGCGGAGGAAACCGCCGCGUUUGAAGAAGUGAUGAAAGACCUGAACAUCACCAGAGCUGCACGGUUGCAGUUACAGAAGACCCAGUAUUUGCAACUAGGGCAGAAUCGUGGACAGUACUAUGGAGGCUCACUGCCCAAUGUCAAUCAGAUUGGAAAUGGCAACAUUGACCUGCCUUUUCAGAAUUCAGUGCUGGAUACCAGUCGGACCACCAGGCACCACGGGCUGGUGGAGCGUGUUUACCGAGACCGAAACCGCAUCACCUCUCCUCACCGCCGACCGCUAUCAGUUGAUAAACACGGACGCCAGAUUGACAGCUGUCCUUACAGCUCAGUUUACCUCUCCCCACCACCAGAUACAAGCUGGAGAAGGACAAACUCGGAUUCUGCCUUACACCAGAGCGCCAUGAAUCCGAAGCCCCAGGAGGUGUUCGCAGGGGGAUCACAGGAGCUGCAGCCCAAACGAGUACUGCUGCUAACAGUGCCUGGAACGGAGGACUCGGAGUCAAACGCAGACAAGGAUGGGCAGAAACAGCUGUGGGACGACAAGAAGGAUGAUUCAUCAAAGCCCAACACAUGUGAUGUCCCAGGAAUCAAUAUAUUCCCAUCACCAGACCAGGAGUUGAACCCCUCCCUGCUGCCGGCUGCACACAACACUGGCGGUUCGCUGCCGGAUCUGACCAACAUCCAGUUCCCCCCUCCUCUGUCAACCCCGCUGGACCCCGACGACACCGUGGCCUUCCCGUCCCUCAGCUCGUCCAACAGCACAGGCAGCCUGACCACCAACCUCACCCACCUGGGCAUCAGCGCUGCCAGCCAUGGGAUCACCACCUCUUCUCAGCCCACCAUGACUGCAACAGCACAGCGCCGCCAGCCACCCGUGGUGCCGCUGACCCUCACCUCUGACCUCCAUCUCCAGCAGUCCCCUCAGCAGCUCUCCCCCACCCUCUCCUCACCCAUCAACAUCACACAGGCUGUGCCGACUGAGCCACUGACCCUGGAGCAGCAGCUCUCCCAGUACCCCUUGUUCAACCAGCUGACGGCUCAGGCCCAAGCUCAGCUGCUCAGCGACCUCCAGAAGCAGCAGCAGGUCCUGUCCCAGGGCAUCCAGCUCAUCACUCUGCCAACUCUGGCUUCCCCCGGAUCAGCUACAGCCUCCGCCAGCAGCCCCUCCUCCGACAGCCAGAGCCAGAGCCAGACCACCGCCAGCAUCAGCGUCAGCUCGUACCGCAAUCAGACUGGCUCACCAGCCACUCAGUCUCCAACCUCCCCAGUCUCCAAUCAAGGCUUCUCCCCCGGCGGCUCGCCUCAACACAUUCCCGUGGUAGGCAGUAUAUUUGGCGACUCCUUCUAUGAUCAGCAGUUGGCACUGAGGCAGACCAACGCCCUUUCUCACCAGCUGGAGCAGUUCAACAUGAUUGAGAACCCCAUCAGCUCGACCAGCCUUUACAGCCAGUGCUCCACCCUCAACUACACACAGGCGGCCAUGAUGGGCCUCACUGGGAGCAGCCUUCAGGACUCGCAGCAACUCGGCUACAGCAGCCACGGCAACAUCCCCAACAUAAUCCUUACAGUCACAGGUGAGUCUCCGCCAAGCCUCUCCAAAGAGCUGACCAACUCUCUGGCAGGUGUGGGCGAUGUCAGCUUUGAUGCAGACUCUCAGUUUCCUCUGGAUGAGCUGAAGAUUGACCCGCUCACCCUGGACGGACUGCACAUGCUCAAUGACCCUGACAUGGUGCUGGCUGACCCGGCCACCGAGGACACGUUCAGGAUGGACAGGCUGUAACGUGAAAAGCUGAGAACAGGAAGGGGAAAAAAAUAAACACUAACUUGUGAAUGGAGACAAACAAAGGGCAGGAUGAACCCUCUCCCUCGUUGCAUGGCCGUCCAGCUGCCCGACCUUGCCCUUGACUCCGUGAAGCCCUUUGAAACGAUGCGCCACCAAAAGACAACAGGGAAAAAGACAACCAGUGGCUUGCCAGGGAAUGGCCUCGCUGUUGUUUUGAAUGAGAUUGGUCGCUCAGCGCUUUCGCUAGCCUGCUGUGUUUACAGUGUCCCAUUACAUGCCACAUUUAUUCCAAAAAUGCACAUUUGACUCAUUUUUUUCUCUUCAUAUCCACUUUGAUAUUCUUUUCUUAAUAUUUUCUCGUAGCAGGAAGCUGCUAGGACAUUGGGCUAAACCGUACCCGUUGUGGCGGCUGUAUAAAAACAAACAAAAAAAGCAAACAGCCGGUUUGCUUGCACUCUGCAAUCAAAUGAAUCGGUUUCCCAUCAUGCCGUAAUGGCUUUCUAUUUCUCACUCAAAGCUUUAUUUUUGACAACCAAAUGUUAUUUUCAUCAUGUACUGUAUGUUUUGAUGCUUUAUCUAUUUAUAUGUUUUAUUUAUUUAUUUGGUUACAGAUUUUAUAUUCCAUUUCAUAAUUUAAAUUUGAUGCCAAAAUGCUCUCUGUAGGCAUAGUGUAAAAUUGCACUGAUGUAAUUUGUGUCUAUUUAAUAAUUACUAACAUAUUUAUAUAUGUGUUUGUUAAGCUAUUUGGUUAAUGAAGGAGUGCAAAACCUCCCCAUAGUUGCUCUUUGGUGUUAGAUGUGCCAUUCUCUGAUGUAGGACGUGGUAGAUGUCUCCAUGCUGCAGCCCAACGGUCAAAUCAGAAUCUCGUAGUUUUUAGCGCCGCUCCAGAAAACACUGCAGGCUCCAGAAAUGGGUUGGUUUUAUGCCACUUGAAUUGACUUUUUCUGAGAAAAUGAUCAGGUAUUUCUAAUGAACUAGAAAGCAAGAUAAAGACACCCAAAUUAAUUUUCUGCCGGUGAAAAGCCAAUAUAUCUAUCCAGACUGAACUUCUUUUCAGUGAAGGAAAACGUCUGUUUUUAACACUAAAAUCUUUUGAAGUUGUCACUGUGAAAUCACCUGAUUUUGCCUUACAUGAGUAUUCUACUGUUCUACUUAAGUGUCUCGCGUGACAAACAUAUUUUCGUACCUUAUUGUAACAUUUUCUUGUAUUUAAGGAGAGCUUAACUUUUGGUCAGUGAUAUUUGUGGUUAUGUUGUGUAAGGUUUGACAAAUCAAUGUACUGUAUUUUGUAUCGGUACAGUUUAUAGCCAAAUUGUUGGUGUUUUUUAAAGUGGAGCUUAAAAAAAUUCGAAGGAUGGGUUUGAAGUUUUUGAGAAGGGAGUGCAAUUAUGGGGAGGCUUUUUGCUCCGACACAGGGAAGCUCUAACAAAAUUGCUAAAGACCAGUGGCACACUGGUCAACAACUACAAAACUACUAUACAAAGUCGAAGGAAAUGAAGGAUAUUUGUUCAUAUAGAAAGUCUGUGUACUUUUUUCUGUACACAGGAUGAGUAUAAGAAGUCUAUGUAAAGAUAAAGAGAGAAAUAGUGUUUUUAUAUCUGCAGUAUAUAAAUCUAUAGUAUUGUAUGAACACAGCACAGAGAUCGACCUUGGUCCAGUCAGUGUCACUAACAAAACACUCAUAAAAACAAUCAGGGAUGUAGUAGAGUCUAAAACUGUUUACCUUUUUAACCGCAAAUGUUUACACCAGUUUCAUCUGAAAAUGUACAUAUUGAUAUCAGCUCUCACUACAUCCAUGAACCAUCUCUUAUUGCCAAAACAAAACGUGUCAAAUUUCAAAUUUGUGGUGGCCUUUUGUCAGAGUUUCCCUGAGAGGUCUGUGGGAUCAUGUUUGGUAUAUUGUGAUGUUCGUGUACAGACAAGCAAAUCAUUUACCCUCCUAAAGCGCUGUUGGAAAGAUCCCUGCCCCCCCCAAUCCCAGCCUACUCUAGUCCAUCCAGAAAAGGAAUCACAUUUUUGUUUUCCUGCACACCUCUACAGUUAGUCCAAGUGUUUAUUGUCUGCUGUGACACCUCCAUGGAAGGUUUGGUUUGGCUUCAACAUAUUUGUGAUUCCUAUGCAAAUGCAACAACAAAAGGGUGCUUGAAGGAAAAAUCCAACUGUGAUGUUUUACAGUGUAAAAGAGGAGAAGCUGGAUUUAUUCUUUUUGGGGAAAUGUUGGAGGCAGAGGCUGAAGAACCGUGUGAGAGCCAUGAAAGGUCAGCAAGUUUUUAGUUGCUUGCAGAGAUUACAGAUCAUAGGAAAGCUUUGAGCAAUUUCAUGGAUGGAAUAAUACUCUUUUUUUCAUAGCUAUUGCCACAUGAUUAUUAACAUUUAAUAAGACUUCUCACAGAACACCACACAAGUACUCAUAUUGCUCUGCACUAAAAACCUCUAAAGACAAAAUGUUGGAUGUUUGACGUAAAUGUGGAGUUUGAGGCAGGUUCAUCAGUCCUGUGUCAGCUGAAGUCUUUGCCGUUGUUCAUCUGUGUUCCUUAAAUAUUUAAGCAGUUCUAAGGACUUCAAGUGUAUUUUAAAGACUAAAUCUGCAGAUCUGAACUUGAUUCAUAUAUUGGUAUCAAUAUCAGCAUAAAGACUUGGUAAAUAUUGACAAAAAUCUCUUAACUUGCAUCCCUAAAGUUAGUAAACCACUGGGCCUGAAAGUUUCUUUUCACUCUAAAAAUUUGCUGACAGCUCAGUAAUCCACACCUUUGUUAUCAAACAUUUACCUUUAUACUGUCCCUUUUCAAUCUGUGACACGUUCUUUUUUCUGUUGCUAAAUUCAAAUUAUAGUCCUCAAUUUACCUAAAAUUCAUUAUUUUCUUUCAAAAUAAAAGCAGGUCUGUAUCCAAACAAUAAGGUAAUUAACCUUACGGUAACACAGUACAAAAUUUAAAAAAUAAUAAUGAAAAACGUCUUAAGCUGCAAAAUAGUGGUAUUCAAAAUGUGACCCGAUAAAAAGGAGGAAAUCAAUUAACUGAUCUAAACUGUAGAAAUACCGUGAUUAUUCAUUCAUUAAUCUUUUUUUUUUUUUGUUAAACUUUUGACUGUUUCACAGCACUAAUUGAAAACAAUUCAUGUAUAAAAAAAAAAAAAAAAAAAAUUCUGACUAAUUUAUCAGUUUUGAUGUGGAUUCUGGGGCACUCUAAGGGUUAAAGUUAGGGAACCAUUGCUUAUUGUGAUGCUUGGCUAACCAUAAUGGUAUUAUAAUGACGUAUUUAGCAUUCCUACAAUCAUUGUUUUAUUGCAAGACAAUCAUCUAAUGAUAUUUCAUAAUAUCUGAUCAACUGAAUGAAAAACACCCCUACAGGUAAAGUUAGUUUGAUUUUCACUGCAGCUUGAAGUAAAUUUCACCUGUUAGCACACCUUAUCUUACAACUUUGUCUGAGUACUAUCUGACAUUAUCUGACUUUUGUUUUUGUGCUUUUAUUACACUGUCGGUUACUUCUUUGGCCAUUUAGCUUGGGUUUAUGUCUCCUUAAUUCAUGACAUAAGCACCACCAUGAGAAGUCAGACUGGCAGGGUAACAUUAUUUUGUAUUCUUUGAUAUCUAAACAUCUAUUCUGGAACUGGUGAUUUGAUAAUUGUAACUCAUGAAUCAAGCUGACAUUAUUUUUUAACAGAGUGAUAUCCCUUACCAAGGCUGAUAUGAAUAAAGUGAGACAUUGAAGGUUGCAGUGCUGCCUUGACAAUCAUAGUAUGUGAAAUAGUACCCAAGAGAUAAAGUUUAUUUCACAUUCCUGUCAGCAAAGGAGAAUAAAUCCUGCUUGAUUUUUUCCCUCUUCAUACAUUGUUUUGCUACAUCUUUUUAGAACCUCUGUAAUCCUCAAGACCUGAUGCUAAACAUAUUUUUAAGUUCAUUUCAUGCUGGCUGUAGCUCACAGAAACACUGAAGAAUGCAUCUGAAGUUGGAUUUUUCCUUGAAGUUACUGAAACAAAUGUACAGAACUCACUCUCUUCAGAUUAUGUUCCCAGAGGUCACGUCACUGUUGCGUUACCAGGUACCAGGUGUAUGCCUGUGAUUUUAGCUCCCCUCCUGUCAUCCUGCUGAGUACUAGUCCCUCACACUGACCUUGUACAUACGCUAUAGCUAAAGUAAAAAUGCAUGACUAAAACUGACAGUCAAAACCUCUAAAUGAAGGCCUUCUCUAGCUGUGCAGGUUUGAUUUGUGUAACAUAACGCUAUCACAAAAGUCUAAAGGGAUGCAUGUAUGGGUUUCUCCUGUGCAACAGUUAACUCAGUUUCCUGUUAAGUGACUCUUUUACCUCCAUCUCUGUAUACUUCUACUUCAAGAAUGAUACGAGAAUGUAUUUUUGUGGCGGUGUCCUAGUUUUUCGCCUGUUGCCAAAACAACCUGACUUUUAUUUAUUUAUUUAUUUAUUUUGAGCUCUUGGUCCUGCCUCAUUCGGACCAGACUCCUCUCUCUGCUCUUCACUUUUCUUCUCAGAGGAUUCAGACUGUUGCUCGUUCCUCUCUCUCUCUCUCUUUCUCUUUCUCUCUUCCUACUGUAGCAUCUCACCACGUACGAGUGUAAACAAUGGGUUAUCUCUUGGUUGAAACCCGCUGUUAAACCCGUCCCCCUUCUCUCCAUCAGCACGAGCUCUUGGCUCCCUAAAGAAAAUGGAAGCAGGUUUUGUCUCACGAGGAUUGCGGAUAGGCACGAGCACUGAUUGUUUGCAUAUGUGGACUUGAAUCUUCUGAAACUUCUGCGUUACGCAGUCGACUGCAUGACAUGAUAGACACAUCGAGCUGAUCCUUUUCCCAUGCUAUGUACAGGAGUUUAACCUCGCUAUGCUGAAGUGAAAUCAGAUAUGAUUGUUUUAUGUUGUUGUUGCCUAUCAUGUCAAGUUUUGGGCUGGGUAAAGUGUAAUUCUGCUCUUUUGUUUGUUUUCUGUUUUUUGUGCAAUGUUUAGUCCACUAGUUGCUUGGCACUUUAUUUGUGACUUCCUGGCUCUUGAGCAGGGACUGUUCUGCCCGAUGUGAAUGCUGACUGUUUCACUCCAGAUGUAUACUCCGGAGAUAUUUUCAUGUCAAAGAAAAAAAGAUGAAUUCUCUAUUUUCCUUUGUAAACUAUAUUUUGGCUUGUCUUGUUUUUUAUCUGUGAAGACUUUAGGGGAUGCAAAACCAGAAAGGGCUUACUCCAGUGCAGCUUGCGCUCUCUUGUUGGAAAGGAACGGCACUCCGAAUGUAUUUCCUCGUCGGUUAUUUACCCUCGUCAUGAAAACCACACAGAGUCUGAGUGAGUCACAGUUCUUACAGUGAUGCAGAUUUAGCCUUAGUAGUUGCAGCAUCAGUAAUACUCCACUACAUCUUAACCCUGACUUCAGAAAACUGCCUCUACAAAUGUACUGAAUAAUGCCCAAACUGUCUUUCUUCAUGAAAUAAGCUGAAACUGAGAUGCAGCUUCAGUGUUGUGAAAUGACGUAAUAACUACAGUACACCAUGCUUCAUCUACGACUGACCCUUUAACUCAAUAGGAAGCGACUCUUUAUCAAGCCCUAGGUCAGUGUAUUUUUGGACAACUAAGUUUUGAUUUGAAAUGAGAAAUCAGAAAACAGGAAUAUAGCUCUUUCCCUACUAUGGUUUAAAAAAAUCGGAAAACAAAACAUGGAAAAAAGGGCCCAGGGCACUCUCAGGCAGUUCAUAUUAAAUUUAGAAUCAAGAAAAACACUUUUUAUUGCUUUAAUUGAUUGAGGAGGACAGAGAGAAGAAUCAGAUACAGGGAUGAGAGAGUUGGGGAGAGACAUGCAGGAAAGGAGCCGCAGGCCUGGGCUUCACGCUUACUUAGGGCACAGCCUAACCACUAGGCCACCUGUGCCCCCAUUUCUGUCUUUUUUUUUUUUUAAUAAAUGACUUUUUUAACUGAUUGUUCAUCUUUUAGUUUUUAUGUUCUGAUUAAAAAGGAAGAUCAAUGGAACACUGGUGAUGUAACAUUCUUUUUUUUCCACAACGCCUUCAGGGGGUCACACAAAUGGUGAAAAGAAAGAAUGUUACAGUUCCAGUGUUCUGUUCUUCUAUCUUCCUUUUUGAUCGGAACAGGAACGCAAUAAAAAGAAAAACAAUAUGUUUUUGAUCUAUUUCUUUUUGGGCAAUAAAAUCAGAAAAAUGGCAAAUAAAAAGAGAAAUGGAAGGUUGUUUUUUUUUUUGUUUGUUUUUACCACAUUUUCUUUCCCUACUUCUUAAAAGUAAUUAUGAAAAAAACUGCUGUCUUGAUUUUGGAUUUCAAAUUAAAAAUCAGUUGGCCGUAGGAUACACUGACCACCCUCCCUCCUUGAUUGCUGUUACUAGGUUAGGAAAAUCUUGCUGCCGGUAUCUUCCCUCUGAAACAGCUGAAAAAAACCACAAUUCCACUUAUUUCUAUUUUAUUUAUUUAAUUCUUUCAUAAACUUGUCCUCAAUGAAAGAACACAGACAAAGACAGUAAUGCAUGUAAUGACUACUCCAAAUCUCGAUAAAAUCAUCCAAAGUUUACCAAGAUAGGAUACAUUUAGAUGUUGGCUAGCGUUAGCUGCCUUCCUGUGGAAAAACGAAAAAGUGUUUGUUUUUUGCUAAAAGCGAUACACAUGUGCGGUACGUUCUUAUCUGUCUUACUAGACCUGCAUUAAUGUUAUUUUUAUGUUAGCGCUGGUUAAUAAAAAUGUCAGCAUGAUAUUAUGCUAAAGCUGUUAGCAAUAUAAUGUUAGCAAGUUUGGUAUUAAGUAAAGUUAUAGCAACUAAGCAUUAGCAGAAAAUCCCAUAUUCUCAGUGUUAAAAAUGCUCAUUUCUCUUACCUUCCAGCAAAUGUUAGUAUUUUUUGUCAGUGUGUUUAAUUGUCUUUGUGGUUGUCAGCAGAUUCAAAUCCAAAGAAAAAGGAUGGUAAAUAACGGCUGAGCAUGCCUUUUAAUCAUGUUAAAGUGAGUUAAUGAAGGUUUUAAUUUCACUAAAGCACACUGAAACGACUUCGUCUAGGCAAAGGUAUCUUUCCAUGCAGCUUCCCAUGAGAUUGGGCUGUCUGAUUGGUGGACCAGCGGACCAAUCAGAGAGCCAGCAAAGGCUCAAUAAUUCUGACUACUGAAACCUCUUCUUAAAGGCAAACAACAACAAAAAAAUGUUCCGUAGAUGAAGCAUGAUGUACUGGAGACGAAUGGCUAGACAAGUCUCUGAUUAAUGAAUGAGCAGUAUAAUGAUGUGUCAGGGUGUAAGAUGACUUUUUUUAAUUGUCACAAGUUUUCUAAUGUGAUUCUUUGACAGCAGCACAAAAAAGGUAAUGAUUUAAAUGUGGCCUGCUACAAAGUUUUACAGAUGAGGAUUAAAGCAGUGUGUACACAUGUAAAUCAGAAAUGUAUGGUUCUAUUUGAAUUGGUUUAAAGAUGUAAACAUUUCUGGUAUGAUUAUGUUAAAGUAUAUAAGGCAGACUUCUAAGAUUAAUCUUUUGUUCAAGUUUAAGUAUUCUUAAUUACAAAUAUGAACAGAUCAAAAUUUUAGGUUGACUUUGAGACUUACAGAAGAGGAUGAUGGCCACUAAAAAAAAUACAUUCUUUAAAUGCUGACUUUUGUAUCUGAAUUCCAGGUAUGACGUGAAAAAAAUCUGGUAAAGUUGGAAUUCUGACUUAAAUCUCAGAAUUCUAUUUUUUUUUUAACCAGUUUGGCGAAAUAAAAAAAAAAAAAAAAGUUUGGCAAAAAAAAAAAAAAAAACAGGCUGUUCCUAAAACCACAUACCUUAUGCUACAACAUACUCAAACAUAUGUACUAGGGAUGCAUGAUAUUAUCAUUAUGAUGUUGGUAUCAGCAGAUAUUAGCUCAAAAAGUGAACUAUCGUAUUUGCAGAUCUGAAAAUUUUUGCCAAUGUUUUGGCUAUAAAAUUCUGCCUGUAUCGGCUUUAAAUAUCGACUGUAUGAACAUAGAACUCAGUGGAGUUUCUGUCUGGACCAACAGUCCUACUUCAGCUAAAGACUUUUUCUUUAUUCAUCCUCAAUCUUUACAUUUUAAAGUUUUUUUUAAGGAUUGAAAUGUGUCAAUUCGUUCAUCAUUAAAAUUUACAUUUUUGGUUUCAAGUUUGAACAUUUAAUAUUACAUUUUUAUAUCUAUCUAUCAACAUUAUUUGAUAAUAUUGACAUAUGAGGCAAAAAUCCAAUAUCCUGCAUCCAUAAUAUACACUACAUACUCAAAAAAAAAAAAAAAAAAAACGGUUAGAAUCACUUUUCACCGUACAUAAAAGCUGGUCAUCUCGGUGUCACCUGAUUUUAUGAAGUGUUUCCAGUCUGUGUUUUGUUGGCUAAUCCAGUAGCUAGCUAGCAUGACCAUCGGUCUACUCAGUACCAGAAAUGACUGGGGUCUGAUUUGUGCUUGUGAAGUUACACAGUAUAAUUAGCUUUAUGUUGGAGGAAGCAGCUUGCAAAACCUCAAAAUAAAAUUUUUGAUAGAUUACUUUGCUUUAUAUUUAUAUAUUUAAUUUUUAUUUGAUGUAAUCUUCCAUUUUGGUCAUACCAUUCAUUUUCUUUGUUUUGUAGAUUGUAGUCAGUGUAGGACUGCUAGCAGGCUAACACUGCUAGUGCUAAGAAACGGGUGCUAUAUAUUUUUAUUUCAGAGUCAGCUUUAUUGGCCAGCUGAUUAAAUCUGCAAGGAAUUUGACUUUGAUAAACUGUGUGCAAGUUUGGAAAAGACAAUAGUGUAGUUAUUCUUCAACACAGCUGCAGGAACCACAACGAAAAAACGCUUCCCCAGCUCACUGCCAAUCACAAUGUGCCAUGUCAUCAUACAUAAGACCAUGUAAUAUCACUAGUAGACCCAGAGCAGAUAUGGUACCUACACUAAAUCAGUAAUUUUCAUUAUUAUUACAGCUACCUAGGUGUUUGGGUGUUGGCAACAUUUAACUGUUACCAUUACUUUUAUGCUGCUGGUUAGCAGGCUGACGAUCUCUGCUACUGGAUAUACUGAGAAACGCAAUGUGCUGUUGGGCGAUUUAGAGUAAACCGUGUUCUCCAGUUUCAUACUUCAAAUUCUGAUCACUCUAGUAUACAUCCAGGGAUUUCUCACAAACACAAAACUGCACAAACAACACUUGAUUUGGCUUGUACUACACAUUCAGUGUCGUUUUUGACACAGUCAGAGUUCUUCCCUUUUUCUCAGAAGAAAUAAAAUAGAGGUGGAAAAAGUUCUUUAUCCUCUUCUUCAGAAUUUUAGCAGCUAUAUAAUCAGAAUAAACCAUUUAAAUGUAAGUUUGUGAAAAUUCUAGUGUGUGUGAGUUGAAGCCUGAUGAUUUGACCAAAAUAAAUGUUUCACUGUGGCUUUAUUCCUCUGCUGUAUGUCCCUGAUAAGACUGAAGAUUUUCUUUUAAGGUCUAUCAUUGGGUAAAAAAACAAACAUUUUUUUGUACUGCAGAGUUUAGUCAGGAUCUUGCGCCAAAUCUUCCACCUCUCAUAUCUUGACUACGAUUAUUUCACUACAAACGGCUGAGCCUAAGCAGGAAAACUGCAGAAAGUAAACACUUGAGGAUCAAUUACAAAAGCUGAGUCAAUUUUUUCAAGCAGAUAGGACGAACAGUCACCUCAAAGUAUAUUUUCUGCAUAUUCUAAACUAUAUCUUGACUAGCCUGCUUGUUUUGGUUUGAGACAGCAUUUCUUAGCACGUCCUGCGUUAAGGUUGUGUGAAAAGCUCAAUGUCGUCUCU